Closterium sp. Naga37s-1 is the source of this 423-nucleotide messenger RNA. Lineage: Eukaryota; Viridiplantae; Streptophyta; Zygnematophyceae; Desmidiales; Closteriaceae. The record is from the annotation of a GenBank genome assembly.
AUGACGUCGAACGGAAGCUUCUGGACGACCGCGCGAAUGUUCGUGCCGUCUGCGCUGGAGAGGCCUCGCGAUCGGGACCAACGCGUGUUCGUCGCUUCGCCUGUUGAAUCCGUCGCGCAGCAAAGCGCGGAGCAGAAAGCGAAGGCCCAGGAGUGCGUCGAUGCUGGCGUUCGGGUGGGUUUCUAUAACGCCGCAUGGGCCGCUGCGCUUACGACACCCCCAACAAUUAUAAUCUGCCGAACCAUGCCGUGGGCCAAGAAGAAUCUCAACCACACAGCACAGGCUCUUAUCGUCAGCUCAGCUGCCAUUGCCGCGUAUUUUAUCACAUCGGAGCACACCAUAAUGGAUUGCACACGCCGCAAGUCCAUGGAGGCCAUUCAUGCAAAGAGGAAAGCCAAUGCCGAAGCUGCUGAAGCGCAAUAG